Messenger RNA from Trichobilharzia regenti, 706 nucleotides. The record is from the annotation of a GenBank genome assembly. Lineage: Eukaryota; Metazoa; Platyhelminthes; Trematoda; Strigeidida; Schistosomatidae.
AUGGAAAAUUUGUUACUACAGGCAUUACUCUGCCUUAUAGUCAUAUUAUCUAACAACAAUGUAACUAGUGAUAUUCUCAUGACUGAAAUUCAGACACAUGAAAAACCUCAGAAUGCAGAACAAACAAUGAAACGUGAAAUUCUGAGACUUGAACAUUUAUAUCAAAGUAAAUGGGCGAAGGAAUUUCUUGAAUAUGAAUACAAGAAGGCAUUGGAAGAAGAUACUGCUAUUGACCACAAUGUUUUCGUUCAUGAGGGAUUAUACAGUAUGUUGAACACCAGUAUUUCAAGUAAAUGGGAAAUUCGAAAAAAUCUCGAUAUUACAGAAGGUAAUUAUGUUGCGGAGAAAUCAGGCGAUUUGAAGAAAGACGAAGAUCGUCUACAUCAAUAUUGCAUUCAGUAUGAUGAUGAUAAAAAUAUGACAUUCACGUUUCCUGACCAACAGACAGAAUAUCAUUCAACACUUCUUGUUUACUUAGCUUACCUUAGAGUGUUGGAAAGGAGAGCAGUCAUCGCAUCGAUAGCAUACAGAAAUACUGCAAAUUAUUUGCGAACAUGGGAUAAAGAAAUAACAACAGAUGGCUCAUCGAAUGAUGCUGAAAUUACAGAAGCCUAUUGGAAGGCUCGUACUGAUUUAGCCGAAGCCACAUUGCAACUUGCUAAAUCAAUAGAACGUUUGGAAAUCAAGAGGGUUGAAUUUUUGAAAU